Messenger RNA from Lonchura striata (white-rumped munia), 2357 nucleotides. The record is from RefSeq and is a predicted model, not a curated record. NCBI's taxonomy places the organism in Eukaryota, Metazoa, Chordata, Aves, Passeriformes, Estrildidae.
GGAUGGGGCCGGGCUGCCCCGGAGCAGCUCCUCCCUCUCGCUAUUUAUUCCUCCGCGGAGCUCCGCGGCUGAUUCACCUCGGAGCGGGCGGGCAGCGCGUUCCCAGCCGCCAUGGCCCGGCUCCUGGGCACCUCCUGCCUGCUGCUGCUGCUGCUCCUGGGCGCCGACCUCGCCUCCUGCAAGAAGGGCAAAGGCAAACCCGGCGGGGGCGGCUGGGGCACCGGGAGCCGCCAGCCCAGCUACCCCCGGCAGCCCGGCUACCCGCCCCAGAACCCCGGCUACCCGCACAACCCCGGCUACCCGCACAACCCCGGCUACCCCCACAACCCCGGGUACCCGCACAAUCCUGGCUACCCGCACAACCCCGGGUAUCCCCAGAACCCCGGGUACCCGGGCUGGAACCAGGGCUACAACCCGUCGAGCGGAGGGAGUUACCACCAGAAGCCGUGGAAGGCGCCCAAGCCCAAGCCCAACCUGAAGCACGUGGCGGGGGCGGCGGCGGCGGGCGCCGUGGUGGGCGGCCUGGGGGGCUACGCCAUGGGCCGGGUGAUGUCGGGGAUGCAGUACCGCUUCGACAGCCCCGACGAGUACCGCUGGUGGAGCGAGAACGCCGCGCGUUACCCCAACCAGGUCUACUACCGCGACUACCGCGGCAGCGCCGUGCCGCAGGACGUCUUCGUGGCCGACUGCUUCAACAUCACCGUCACCGAGCACAACAUCGGCCCCGCCGCCGGGAAGAACGCCUCGGAGGCCGGCGCCGCGCUCAACCGGACCGAGGCGGAGCUGGAGACGCGCGUGGUGACCAAGGUGAUCCGCGAGAUGUGCGUGCGGCAGUACCAGGAGUACCGGCUGGCCGCCGGGACGCGGCCGCGCCUCGCCGCCGACGCCGCGCUGGCCGCGCUGCUGCUCCUGGCGCUCGCCGCCCUCCGCUAGAACCCCGCGGCUGCCGGGCCCCCCCGCCCCGGCCCGGCUCUCUCGGUUUUUUGGGGAGGCAAGAAAAAACGGGAUGAAAAAAUUUCCUUUUCCGCCCCCAAACGCGGCCCCGGAGACCAGAAGCGCGGCCUUCAUCUCCUCCUCCUCCUCCUCGGGGCUACCCCCGAGAGGGACCGGCCAGAGGGGAGCUCUCCUCGGGGUCCCUGCAGGAGAUUUUCCAAAAAUCCUCUUUGUUAACAGGCGGGGUGUUGUCUCACCCCUCAGUCCCCCCCAGCUCCCUGGGGAUCUCAGAGGGGCAGCCGUGGGGUUUUCAAGCUGCCAGGUUGAAAAAUUUGAACCAUUUCAUCCUUAAAAAAACCCCAAAAACCCUUCCCCGUGUACAUACGGAGCUGCCACUCCACACCCUGCACGCUGCAAGAACCCCGUGCAGCAACACACCAAAAUAAUGAAAUAAAGUAAUUUUUUACUCCCCGUCAGCCUUUAGAGGCAGAAAGUGCUGCUGAAUGCCCCAAACACCCCCCAAAACGGUGUUACAGCCCGAGAAAAAGCCACUUGGUGACAAGUCCUGUUCGUGCUUCAGCACCUGGACUAAAGGAGGUGAAAAUGCAGCACAGAGAAUUCUCAGGGUGGCCAGAGACUGACACCGGUACAGCAAACAGCACCGGGAAAAACGGGCCUGGGAAGGGAGACACUUUCAAAAAAAAAUCACAUUUCGGAGUAAUUCCUUUGCCCUGCGGAAGCAGCAGUGAAAUUCCUGCUUCUCGCGUGGAUGCUGGGCUGGGGACGAGCUGUAACACCCGCGGCGCUGCGCUUGUGGAACCGAGCUCGGUUUAAUAUCUCGUGCAUUUUAUUUUUGCAAGGCACUGAAUAACACUGUCCUAAAUGAGUUUGUUUUUUGUUUUUUUUUUUUUUUUGCAUUGGUGUAAGCUAAGUGAAGAUAUAUAUUAUAUAUAUAUAUAUAAAUAUCUACAAACAGAGAGAAAAGAAACCUUUUUUCAGGACGGCCACCGGAAAAGCAGGGCUUGGAGGUGCCCGGUACUUUGUGACACGCGGAUGUUUUGUAACCCCGGCCCGGGAUUCGCCGGGCUGAGCCUUUUCUAAGCGUUCCACGUCUGGUACAAAUUAGAACGGAUCGAGCCGAGGUGCCCGGCAGCCUCCUUUGUGUGCCAGCCCCGCUGCAUUGCUGCAUUCCCGCAUUUCUGCAUUCCCGCAUUUCCGCGUUCCCGCAUUUCCCCUCCCCAUCCCCCGAGGCCUGAGGGAGCUUUUGUUCCCUUCCAGCACCAAAUUUGGCCCCAGCCCCACAGUUCCAGUCAGCCUUUUGUCCGCCCCUGCCCCCACCGCUGGUAUCGCUGCAGGCCAAGAAGUGUUUUCUAAUUUCUGUCUCAUUCCAGUCUCGGCUCUAAUAAAGGAGUUUUUACAUUUGC